Messenger RNA from Oxyura jamaicensis (ruddy duck), 2392 nucleotides. RefSeq names its product family with sequence similarity 167 member A (gene FAM167A). The record is from RefSeq and is a predicted model, not a curated record. Bases 746 to 1381 code for a protein of 211 amino acids. The transcript is spliced from 3 exons. Lineage: Eukaryota; Metazoa; Chordata; Aves; Anseriformes; Anatidae.
AAUGUUAUCCCCAGACGAGUGCCAGAGGUCCCCGGGCUCCGUGGAGAAGCGCUCACAUCUCUCCAUGGUGCGUAACGGGAACAGCCACAGGGACAGCAGCCACAGGCUCUCUGGGCAUCUCCUGUGAGUUUUUGGGGUCCCUUCAUCCCCCGCAGCAUCCCUAUCCCUCCUCCCUCAUCUGGGUGCCGGCAUCGGAGGAUGUCUAGGACCCGGGCUGCGCGGCUCCUCCCUUUCAGGUCUCUCCAGGGUUAUUGCUUGGUGGGAGGUAGGUUCAGGGCUUGGUGGUAUGAAUGAAAGAGAGACAGGAAAUCUGGACUGAAAAGCUCAAACUGGAAUAGCUCGCCUGUCUCCAGGCAACAGGCCUGACGCAACCGCUGGGGAGGAAAAAAAAAAAAAAAAAAAAAGCCCCUUAACAAAAAAAAAAAAAAAAAAAAAACAACAGAGAGAUUUCUGAAGCGAGACAGGGAGGAGGAUGAGACAGUCUGCUGAAGGCACUGGUGACACCGCUCUGCAAACACCAAGUUGGAGACCCGAGGCGGAAGGAGGGAACCAAGAUGUCCGUGCAGCAUUCCCGCUGAGUCCCUCCCCGGUGUCCGUCCAGCCUCGGCGUGGUGCCUGAGCAGGAUUUGUCCUCAAAGGAGCCGUGUUGGGCACGUUGCAGUGAGCUGGUCUGGCCUUGAGGGCUUCCCACCCCUGUCCCUGACCCGUGGGAGCCUACCCCUAUGCCGUUGGACUCCCAGGGAGGAUGUCUCUGCCUAAAAUCCAAAUAGAAGAGGCUCUGGACAGCACAGAUGGUGGCUCUGGAGGUGCCGUUCCUCCUGAUGAUCACCUGAGGAGCCUCAAGGCCUUGACAGAGAAGCUGAGGCUGGAAACCAGGCGCCCGUCCUACUUGGAGUGGAAGGCAAAGCUGGAGGAGCAGGCAUGGAAGAGCCCCCAGCCCGCCGGCGAGGAGGACGGGAAUGAGGCCAAAAAGAGCCUGGAGGAGACUGUCCCUCUGAGAAAGGUGCAGCUGCACCUCAACGGGAGCCCUGCCCAGGACAAGGUGACUCUUACCUCAGGGAAAAUAGGUGGCUUUGAGAGCAUCGACGAGGCUUUGACGUGGCUCCGGAAGGAACUGGCAGAAAUGCGCCUGCAGGACCAGCAGCUGGCCAGGCAGCUCAUGCGCCUCCGCAGCGACAUCAACAAGCUGAAGAUCGAGCAGACCUGCCACCUCCACCAGCGCAUGCUCAACGACGCCACGUACGAGCUGGAGGAGCGGGACGAGCUCUCCGACCUCUUCUGCGACUUCCCUCUCGUCAGCUCCUUCAGCCUCUCCACGCCGCUCAAGCUCAUCGGGGUCACCAAGAUGAACAUCAACUCGCGCCGGUUCUCGCUGUGCUGAAGGGGGGGCAGAAGAGGGAAGGAUGGGGGAGAAGGAGAAAGGAUUGGGCAGUGCCAGGGCUCUCCCUGCCUGAUGGCUGGGCACAAAGAGGCCUCAGAGGGGCAGAGGGAAUGGGAGCAAGCGGGGAACACGCAGCUGGUCUUGGUGGCAGAAGGGGAAGCAGAGUCCGGUGCUGGGAUGGCUCAGAGAUGCCCGUUGGGAAGACCAGACCUGUAGGAAGCACAGAGCAUCUGAACCCAGCAUGGGCUGUUAGCCUGCUCUUUUGCAAAGUCCCUUCUCCUCCUUCUCCUCUCCCCACAGUAGCAAAGAGGUGGACACAUCUCCAGUAUUCAGAAGUCAGAGGGGAGAUUCAAAGAUUAGACAGAAAGCAGGGCAAAAAUCCCCCUUCCCUUCCCUUUUACCUCCUCCCAGGCUAGAGCUGUCUCCAGAAAAUGUCACUGUCCUCCCUGGAUGUCUCCUGAGACAUCGAUCCUCUGCCUCUGCCUGUCCAGGCACGGGGUCUUUGUUUUUUUUCAGAUAAGGAUGGUUUCCAGUGGAAAGGAGCCCUCCCAGCAGGUGAGAGAUGGUGAGUUGAAUGAUUUGCAGCCCCCAAAAGUGGUGAGAUGUGCUUGUUGACGUGCUCCGUUGAGUCCAGUGUACUCUAGCAUAAUUUUGUCCGUGGUAUGGAUUAUGGAUGGAUCAUGGACAUAUUUAUACAGAGACUCCGUCUGGCCAGAAGUCACCUGUGUGCCCUAGAAUUUAUACCCAGAGCAAUACGCGUUCCUGAUCCCACUGUCAGCCACGGCCACAAGACUCUUGUGGCUGGCUCCAAAAGCAGUAAGGCGACGGAGGGGGUUUACACCCAGGACAUCCCACAUCAGAGAAACCACCCGAGGCUGACAUCCUCCCAGCAGCAGCACCAGCAAAUCCUGGGUCCUCUGUAGCAACACACAUCCGUCAGAGAAAGGACCUCCGAGAGGAAAAAAAAAGGACUUUUGUGUAAUGAGCACAAAGUGUGACUACAAAUUAAAG